AUGAAGAUUCCUAACAUUGGUAAUGUGAUGAAUAAAUUUGAGAUCCUUGGGGUUGUAGGUGAAGGAGCCUAUGGCGUUGUACUUAAAUGCAGACACAAGGAGACACAUGAAAUUGUGGCUAUCAAGAAAUUCAAGGACAGUGAAGAAAAUGAAGAAGUCAAAGAAACCACUUUACGAGAGCUUAAAAUGCUUCGCACUUUGAAACAGGAGAACAUAGUGGAGCUGAAGGAAGCCUUCAGAAGAAGAGGAAAAUUAUACUUAGUUUUUGAAUAUGUGGAAAAAAAUAUGCUUGAAUUGCUAGAGGAAAUGCCAAAUGGAGUUCCACCAGAAAAAGUGAAAAGCUAUAUCUACCAGCUAAUUAAAGCAAUUCAUUGGUGCCAUAAGAAUGAUAUUGUUCAUAGAGAUAUCAAGCCAGAGAAUCUCUUAAUAAGCCACAAUGAUGUUCUGAAAUUGUGUGACUUUGGCUUUGCUCGUAAUCUCUCUGAAGGAAGCAAUGCUAACUAUACCGAGUAUGUGGCUACAAGAUGGUACCGCUCACCUGAACUCUUGCUUGGAGCCCCUUAUGGAAAGGCUGUGGAUAUGUGGUCUGUAGGCUGUAUCCUGGGAGAGCUGAGUGAUGGGCAGCCCUUGUUUCCUGGUGAGAGCGAGAUUGACCAGCUCUUUACCAUUCAGAAGGUGCUAGGCCCACUGCCAGCCGAGCAGAUGAAGCUCUUCUAUAGCAACCCACGCUUCCAUGGCUUGCGGUUUCCAGCAGUCAAUCAUCCACAGUCUUUAGAGAGAAGAUACUUGGGAAUUUUAAGUGGUGUAUUGCUUGAUCUUAUGAAGAACUUACUGAAGUUAGAUCCAGCAGAUAGAUAUUUGACAGAACAGUGUUUGAACCAUCCUUCGUUUCAAACCCAAAGACUCUUGGAUCGCUGUGGAAGCUCACCUUCGCGGUCAGCUAAGAGAAAACCUUACCACGUAGACAGCAACACAUUAUCUAACAGAAAUCAAGCCAGCAAAAGUUCUGCUUUGCAGUCACACCACAGAUCAAACAGCAAGGAUAUGCAGACACUAGGGGUUGGCGGGCCAAGAGAAGAGGGUCUUCCAGCAAACGAAAGCUUUUUAAAUGGAAACCUUCCUGGAGCUGCACAUAGUCCAAUGCAUACGAAAAAAUCAAGCAACACACCUGGAUCUGGCAACAAGGAUCUAGCUAAUAAUAACAUGCCACAUCUUCUCAGCCCAAAGGACACAAAGGCAAAAACAGAAUUUGAUUUUAAUGUGGACCCAAAAGGUUCUGAUGCUUCAGGCACGAAGUACCUGAAGUCUAACACCAGAUCUCAGCAGAACCGUCACUCAUUUAUGGAAACUUCUCAGAGCAAAACUGGGACACUGCAGCCUGGCGAUAAGCACAGUCGCCACAGCUAUAUUGAUACCAUCCCGCAGUCUUCGAAGAGUCCUUCGUAUCGGACAAAGUCAAAGAGCCAUGGGGUUCUGACAGACUCGAAAUCCGUGGGCAACCUUUCUGAGGCCAGGGCCCAGGGUGCAGAACCAAACAGCAGUAGGUAUUUUCCAUCCAGCUGCAUGGACUUGAACUCUCCUACCAGUCCAACUGCUCCCCGACACAGUGAUAACCGAACUUUGCUCAGUCCAUCCGGGAGGAAUAACCGCAGCGAGGGUACCCUCGACACCCGAAGACCAUCAACAAGACACUCCAAAACAAUGGAGGAGUUAAAACUGCCAGAUCACAUGGAUGGAAGCCAUUCCCACUCUCUGUCUGCUCCACAUGAAUCUUUUUCCUAUGGUCUAGGUUAUACCAGUCCUUUUUCUUCACAGCAGCGCCCUCAUAGACACUCUAUGUAUGUGAGCCGGGACAGAGUGAGGUCAAAGGGCUCAGAGGGUGGCUUAAGCAUAGGGCAAGGGAUGGCAGCCAGAGCAAACAGCCUGCAACUGUUAUCUCCACAGCAGAGUGACCAGAUUCCAUCAGAAAUUAAUUUAACAAGGCUUCCAGUAAAAGAUUCCCCCAGAGAUGUUACAACUGCAUUUCAUUCACAGCAAAAAUCUGAGCGUCUGAAUCAUUCUCAAGGUGGAGCAUAUCAUGAUCCACACACAGAAGAUGGAGCAUCUACUAAGGAAAAUAGAAUUCUGUAUAAUGAUCCUGUUCCGAGAAGAGUUGGCAGCUUUUACAGAGUUCCAUCUCCGCGUCCAGAAAGUACGUACAUAGAAAACAAUGUGUCAAACAGAGCCUCUGUGUUACCAGCAGACAGCAGCACGGUGGCAAACCACUCAAAGAGACAAACCACCUUUGAUACCUGGAAAAGUCCUGAAAACCUUAACAGUCACUCAGAACAGCUCAAGGAGAAAGAAAAGCAAGGUUUUUUCAGGGCAAUAAAAAAGAAAAAGAAGAAAGCUCAAACCAUGCCUAGCAGUGAUGGUCAGGAUCUCUUGGCAUUACAGAAAGCCAUUCAUUCUUCUAAUCACCAGAGCAGCCGGCAGAAGGAUUGGCAUCCUGAGAAGAUGACAGAAAUCCAACCUCAUAGCCAGCCAUUAAAAUCUCUUCGAAAGCUCUUACACCUCUCCUCUUCAAAUCAUCCUGUCCCUGCUGAGCCUCGCUUCCAGCCCUUACCAAGUCAGCCAGCCAAAGCUUCUUUUUCUGAAGUGCGAAUUCACCCCAUGAGUCAAAGCUCCAGCAGCGGCAGCAGCAACGUGCGGCAAGAGCCUCAGCCGAAAAGCAGGCCGACGCUGCAGAUACCGAGCCAGCUGGAACCGACCUGGCACGUCUCCCCCGUAAACAGAGGCGCGAGCGAUGGGCCUCCCUACUCCGAUCAGCUGCCUUCCAAGAGCGGACAGAACGGGCCCACGUAUAACCGAACAAACCGAUCACGAAUGCCAAAUCUGAACGAUUUAAAAGAGACAGCCUUGUAAUUGCACUCCAGAAGAUAGGCCAGUUCAGGUGGAGAUCAGCGUAGGGGAGUGGCGGUGGUUCCGGUGAUGGUAAGACUGCAUUUUCAGCUUUAUAAAGGUGUGCAAUAUGUACAUGUGGAGCUAUGCUGUUUGGCACCACAGUGAGAGUCAGGGAUUAUACAGUAAAACAAGUUGAAUUUAUGAAUUACCGGUCAUCAGAAAUGUCACUGGAUGCCAGGCGGAGUGUGCCGGUCAGGGAGAAAAACGCGUUGCCAUUUUCUCUCUUUUACAUUCCAGC
This is a messenger RNA of Leptosomus discolor (cuckoo roller), 3181 nucleotides long. RefSeq names its product cyclin dependent kinase like 5 (gene CDKL5). Gene Ontology annotation, molecular function: ATP binding; protein kinase activity. The record is from RefSeq and is a predicted model, not a curated record. Gene Ontology annotation, cellular component: nucleus; dendrite cytoplasm. Gene Ontology annotation, biological process: positive regulation of axon extension; regulation of dendrite development; protein phosphorylation. NCBI's taxonomy places the organism in Eukaryota, Metazoa, Chordata, Aves, Leptosomiformes, Leptosomidae.